This is a messenger RNA of Porites lobata, 951 nucleotides long. The record is from the annotation of a GenBank genome assembly. Lineage: Eukaryota; Metazoa; Cnidaria; Anthozoa; Scleractinia; Poritidae.
AUGGCACUUUUUGGCAACGUUCUUAGUCAGCCCAGUGUGGCAAAAGUUAGCGAAAGCGAAGGCAAUGGAAGCUCGGAAGAUGACAAAGGAAGAAUGAAGCAUCGAUUUUCUGAACCGUGGGAAGACAGCGACCUGAUUCUUGUGGUGGAGGAUGAGAAGUUUCAUGUUCAUCGUCUCAUAAUGAGCAUGAACUCACCAGUGUUCAAGACCAUGUUCAAAUCGCAGUUCAAAGAAGCAACCGCUAACGAGAUUUCUUUGCCAGAGAAAAAAGCGAGUGAAAUGUUGGACCUCUUAAAGCGUGUUUACUCAAACCAAAUUUAUGAAGAGCCGGUGGAAAUCACUGUGGAAAACGUGGAACAUCUUCUAAAGCUAAGCGACGAGUACCAGAUCAAGCACAUCUUUGAUGCUUGCAUCAAUUUCGUUGAAACCCACCCAAAGACAAAACAUAGUGUGGUGAAACUUCGAAAGAUGGCGACGAAUUACAACCUUGACCGUGUCCGAGACGAGUGCGACGACUUGCUCAAGAAUUUGAAGCUGACGACACUAAGUGAAAUUGUUGAUUUGAAGAGUCUUGAUCAAGAAACAUUACAAUAUUUCCUGGAGCAAAGGAUCAAGCGACUAGAAAAUGUUUUGGAUAAAGUAUGUCCUGAAUUUAUGGGAAUGGUAGAGUGUUUGUUUUGGCUGAUGAGUGAGCCGACUAAGUUUUCCGUCAGGUGGUGCGAGCAACAUGUUACUGAGGGCCAUUUAAGAUCCAGUUUUCAAAUUGAUAGUGAAGAGGUAAGACAUUGCCGUGAUUGUGGGAUUAUGUUUGAUAAAAUGCUGAGUCAGACCAGAACUCACCAGAGCAAGGGAGGAAUAUGGAAUUACCGUUAUGGAAAUUACCGAAGUUAUCAUUUUGAAGACUUGCAACAUGCCAUCGAUGAGCUCUCCAAAUUAAAACAUGAGGGUUAA